UUCAGUGACCAAUUGAAUACAACCAACCUGUCAGAAGAAAUUACGGACUGGUCUGCAACAAAUGAAGAUACUGAAAACCAGGAUCCAAAUGAAAGCACAGAUGUGGCUGAAGAACCUGCCGAGCCUGAAGAAGAGGAACCCAAGGAAAUGACAUUAGACGAAUGGAAGGCCAUGCAGAAUAAACAAAGAGUGAAAUCUGAAUUUAACUUGAGACGACCGGGAGAAGGUGUUGAUGAUGCCCAAUGGAACAAGACCUAUGUACUCAGUAAGAAACCGGCUGAACAUGAGGAAAGUGAAGAGGAGGAGGAAAGUGAUGAGGAGGAUCGCCAUGGACGCAAGCAGCAUGUUGUACCGAUUGAGAUCACAUUUAGUGACAACCCAAGACGUGGUGGUGGACGCCGGGGAGUUGCUCGUGGUGGUGGGCGAGGGCGUGGAGAGGGUGGAUUUGGAGGAAGGGGGCGCGGUGAAGGUGGAUUUGGAAGAGGAGAGGGUGGCUUUGGUAGACCUGAUAGUGGUGGAUUCGGCAGAGGGGAAGGCAGUUUUGGAAGAGGAGGAGACCGUGGUGGAUUUGGUGGCAGAGGCCGCGAAGGUGGAUUUGGGCGUGGAGGUAGAGGUGGCCGUGGUGCACGUGAUGGCUUCCGUGGAGGUCCAAGAGGCAGGAAGGAAGCUGCUCCAAAGUUCGAUGAUGAGAAUGAUUUCCCUGCAUUGACUGCAAAGGGGUCGUAACUCUUAAUGGGGAAGUGCACAACGCACACAUUUUGGUGUGAAGACUUUCACACAGGGUCGUCUUGAACUGUGGACGAGGGCAGGUGACCUACAACACAUUGUAGACCGACUUGUUUUUGAUUUGUGUAUUAUUGACAUGCCACUUCCACUAUAAGACAUUGAUGUAUGGACUUAACUAUGUCAUCCAAGUAUGGAAGUGGGUUUGUACAAUUCAUUCAUGGUAAGCUGUACAGAACUGGAUAAGCAGUUGUAUAUUAAAGAGAUUUAUCAGGCUUAUAUAGGGAUUUCAACGGGAACUAUUGUUAAUGUUUAUUUAUUGUAAACAUCAUUUGCGCCAAUAUAAAGGAUCUCGGAAUCCUUUUUUUGAGUAUCACAAGCUCGAAUGCCUAUGGCACUACUGUUAUUGCAUGUAGUAAUGCAGGACAUUGUGAAUUUGAGAUAAGGGUGCUUUCUCAAAUCUUAUCAUUUUAUUUUCUUUUUUUUCUACGAGGUAGAUACUCCAUUAAUAUCGUAUAUGACCUUAUGAUCCAACUGCUGUACAGCUAAAUUGUCAAUAUACAAAGGUCUUAAAUAGUUGAUAGUGUGACAAAUUUAUUGUAUCAGUCUUAUUUGUUUGUUAUAAAUUGCAAAAGAAAAAAAUAUUAAAAUAAAAAGAUGUACCCCUUAACAAUUUUUGUUGGAUGUUUGAUUUUUGGAU
Messenger RNA from Lingula anatina, 1423 nucleotides. RefSeq names its product SERPINE1 mRNA-binding protein 1-like. Gene Ontology annotation, molecular function: RNA binding. Gene Ontology annotation, cellular component: nucleus; cytoplasm. The record is from RefSeq and is a predicted model, not a curated record. NCBI's taxonomy places the organism in Eukaryota, Metazoa, Brachiopoda, Lingulata, Lingulida, Lingulidae.